Messenger RNA from Oryza sativa Japonica Group (Japanese rice), 1071 nucleotides. RefSeq names its product cytochrome P450 CYP72A616. NCBI's taxonomy places the organism in Eukaryota, Viridiplantae, Streptophyta, Magnoliopsida, Poales, Poaceae. Gene Ontology annotation, molecular function: iron ion binding; oxidoreductase activity, acting on paired donors, with incorporation or reduction of molecular oxygen; heme binding. The record is from RefSeq and is a predicted model, not a curated record.
AUGAGCAAACAAAAAACUGAUUUAAGAUAUAUUUUCCAUUUCAGGUCUUUGCCUAUUGAGAACAACCGGAAGAUGCAUCAAAUAAAUAAAGAGAUCGAAUCGAUUCUAAGAGGUUUAAUUGGGAAAAGAAUGCAAGCUAUGAAAGAAGGUGAAAGCACAAAAGAUGAUUUACUUGGCAUAUUGCUUGAGUCAAACACAAAGCACAUGGAAGAGAAUGGUCAAUCAAGCCAGGGGUUGACAAUCAAGGAUAUCGUGGAGGAGUGCAAGCUGUUCUACUUUGCAGGAGCGGAGACAACAUCAGUGCUUCUCACAUGGACCAUGCUGCUAUUAAGCAUACACCCGGAGUGGCAGGACCAUGCAAGGGAAGAGAUUAUGGGAUUAUUUAGGAAGAACAAACCUGACUACGAAGGCUUGAGCCGCCUCAAAAUUGUGACAAUGAUCUUCUACGAGGUUCUUCGGUUGCACCCACCGUUCAUCGAGAUUGGUUGGAAAACAUACAAAGAGAUGGAGAUAGGAGGAGUCACUUACCCAGCUGGUGUUAGCAUUAAAAUCCCCGUGUUGUUCAUCCACCAUGAUCCGGACUCAUGGGGAAGUGAUGUGCAUGAGUUCAAGCCUGAGAGGUUCUCUGAGGGGAUCUCUAAGGCGUCUAAGGAUCCGGGAGCAUUCCUCCCAUUCGGUUGGGGGCCACGAAUCUGCAUCGGCCAAAACUUCGCGCUGCUUGAGUCCAAGAUGGCAUUGUGCCUGAUUCUUCAACGCUUGGAGUUUGAGCUUGCGCCAUCAUAUACUCAUGCGCCGCAUACUAUGGUAACUCUGCAUCCAAUGCACGGUGCACAGAUGAAAGUUAGAGCUAUAUGAUCAUUUCAGAUUAUAGCGUGUUUUAUUAUUACAACUCUUGGUUGUGAGUUGUGAUAUUUGUACCUUUGUAAUAAAAUUGGGAUAAGGGAUACCUACAUUAUUAGUAUACUAGCAAAAGUGCCCAUGCAUUGCAAUGGGAAGAAAAGGCGAGAAAAUUGAGGAACUGUUGAGAAAGAUUUACAUUAUCUAAUUAAUUGAAAAACAAAUUUUCCAGAA